CUGCAGAUAACUUGCAACAUCUGAAAGAGCAAUCAGUAAGCAAAAAUGGAAGGUUAGGAACCACGGUCUGAUCUACGGCUGCGUCUCCACCAGCUGAGUCCAGUGUUGCCGGCCUAUUUAUCACUCUGUCAUCAGGAAGAGGGCUUGAAGGCAGAUUUGUCUAGGUGGAUGUUGCACAGCUUUGACAGCUGUUUCCCAUCAAUCUAGUCCUCACUAGCUGUUCAGAACCAUGUCUGACAACGGAGAACUGGAAGACAAGCCACCAGCUCCUCCUGUGCGGAUGAGCAGCUAUGGGGGAAAGGACCCGUUGUCUGCCAACCACAGCUUGAAACCUCUGCCCUCCGUACCAGAAGAGAGAAAACCUAGGAAUAAAAUCAUCUCCAUAUUCUCUAGCACUGAAAAAGGAAGCAAGAAGAAGGAAAAGGAACGACCAGAAAUCUCCCCGCCGUCAGACUUUGAGCAUACUAUCCAUGUUGGCUUUGAUGCUGUCACUGGAGAGUUCACUGGAAUGCCAGAGCAAUGGGCUCGGUUGCUACAGACCUCAAAUAUCACCAAGUUAGAACAGAAGAAAAACCCUCAGGCGGUACUAGAUGUGCUGAAAUUCUACGACUCCAAAGACACAGCAAAACAGAAAUAUCUGAGCUUUUCUGCUCCAGAAAAAGAUGGUUUCCCUUCAGGAACACCAACGACCAACGCCAAAGGUUCAGAGCCAUCAACAGCUGUGGCGGAUGAUGAUGAUGAUGAUGAAGAAGCACCACCUCCUAUUAUUGCUCCGCGCCCAGAUCACACGAAAUCGAUUUAUACACGGUCUGUAAUUGACCCCAUCCCUGCACCAGCUGGUGACGCUUCUGUUGACGGUGGGACAAAGUCAGGUGAUAAGCAGAAGAAGAAGACCAAAAUGUCAGAUGAAGAGAUCAUGGAAAAACUACGUACUAUUGUGAGCAUAGGUGAUCCCAAGAAAAAAUACACCAGAUAUGAAAAAAUUGGGCAAGGGGCUUCAGGUACAGUUUUCACAGCUAUUGAUGUGGCUACUGGGCAGGAGGUUGCUAUCAAACAGAUAAACCUGCAGAAACAGCCCAAGAAGGAGUUGAUUAUUAAUGAGAUCUUGGUAAUGAAGGAGCUAAAGAACCCCAACAUAGUCAACUUCCUGGACAGUUACCUCGUAGGAGAUGAACUGUUUGUGGUGAUGGAAUAUCUAGCUGGAGGCUCACUAACAGAUGUGGUCACGGAAACGUGUAUGGAUGAAGCACAGAUUGCUGCUGUUUGCAGAGAGUGCUUGCAAGCGCUUGAGUUCCUCCAUGCCAACCAGGUCAUCCAUAGAGAUAUAAAGAGCGACAACGUGCUGCUAGGAAUGGAUGGAUCAGUUAAACUAACCGACUUUGGUUUCUGUGCUCAGAUCACCCCAGAGCAGAGCAAGCGCAGCACUAUGGUUGGAACUCCUUACUGGAUGGCUCCUGAAGUCGUCACACGGAAAGCCUAUGGCCCUAAAGUGGAUAUCUGGUCCCUAGGCAUCAUGGCUAUUGAGAUGGUGGAAGGAGAACCCCCGUACCUCAAUGAAAACCCCCUGAGGGCCUUAUAUUUGAUAGCAACUAAUGGCACACCAGAGCUUCAGAACCCUGAGAAACUGUCCCCAAUAUUUCGGGAUUUCUUAAACCGAUGUUUGGAGAUGGAUGUUGAGAAAAGAGGAUCAGCCAAAGAAUUGCUACAGCAUCCCUUCUUGAAACUGGCCAAACCUCUGUCUAGCUUGACGCCACUGAUCCUGGCAGCCAAAGAAGCAAUGAAGAGUAACCGCUAACGUUAUUGCCAUGGCCUACAUUUGUUUUGUUUUGUUUUGUUUGUUUUUUUUUUACAAAUCUUUUUAAUAUAUGAAAUUGUUACACUUCUGGUGGGAGGGAAGAGAUUUGCGGGUGGGAUGGGGCGGGGGGAACAUCUGCAAAAGGGAAGCAACUCUCAUCCAGAAGACACCUGACAUAAAUUGUGGUGAAUCUAGUGAUCCCUUUCUGGGGUCCGGAAGGAAUUGAGGACUGAAUUACUGGCUUUUUUCCCUUUUUCUCCUAUAUUUUUUUUUCUCCAGACAGCCCAGAAAUGCCACUUAGCAUGCCCAGGGUUUUAAGGGCUUUAAUGACUUUACUGUAACAACUCCCAUUCAUUGUACCCUUGUGGGUGCUUUUAGUACUUGAAUGACUGAUUCAAGCUUUCAGAGAGCAGCACUAAUUUUACCAGCUGAUCUCUUUCAUUCUCCUCUUCCUCCUCUCUACCUGUAAAUUGCUCUAGUAAGCUCCCAAAUGACGAGAUUCACGGCAAAUGUGACUAAUGUGAAGGUACAUCUUGCCCCUUCUUCCUUAUACAAAUUAGCUGCCACUCAACUGUUUAAUUAAUAGUGUGGCUACUUAAGAAAUCACAAUACGAGAUAUAUUUUGCUUUUUAAGACAUGUAUGGAGAGAGGGGGAAGAGAAGGAUUCAAAUGCUUUUCAUAUGCCUGUGCUCUGUGGACUAUUAAUCAAAGAUGUGGCUACUUUGUAGAAACCUCAUGAUUGGUCAAGUCUUUGGAUGUCAGUUUAUGGAUAUGUAGGUAAGGGUCUGAUAGUUUAUUUAUGAUCAAAUGAUCAGCUAUAGUCAGGGCAAGAAAACAAUUCCAGCUGUCUUCCUGUGUGUUCUUUUUCCCAUUAGACUUGCUGGCCAGAAGCUUAAGGGGUAUUUUGCUUGGUGUGGUGGGUGGUUCAAAAACAUGUAUUGCAUCUGUGCUCUGACUUGGGCUUUGGAAGUUAUGCUGGUGCCUUUGACUUCUUAUUUUACAUUUUCUUUCUUGUAUCAAAUACAUUUUUGUAUAUGUUGUAAUUUUUUCCCCCAAGCAAGUAAUGCAUCAACGUAUGGAGUUGUCAGAAUUUAAGCAUUAGAGCUAUUUUUUUCCAGUUUUGUAUGUGCUCCGUUUGUAUUAAUGAAAUCAAAACAAGUCAUCAGAUCUGAGGACACUGAAGAUGCAGGUUUUCUCAAACAGAAGAUUACAAACACCUGGAAAUGCCAAAAUGCUGUUCUGAGAAGACGGAGGCCGAGACGGGAGAACAGUGCCUUCAGACAUCCAUGGGGCUUAUUUCACUGGCUGGUUUGGAAGCUGAAGAGACUUGAUGCAUCAUCACACUGACCCUUUCUCACUGCAGACAACACCAGCCUGAGCGGCUGAAGUUGAACAUUCAAUGCAAGAAAAAGUGCCUCCCCUUGAGGGACAGUGAGCGCCUUCAGCGUCUGAUUUCUUGAUGUGUUAAUGGGGCAAGUGUAAAAGAGCCUGUGCCCCCAGCUUCUUUUAGUGCUACAGUCUAUGCAUUUCAAUUUGCCCAACAGUUUAAUGAAGAACUAACUGUAGUUACAA
This is a messenger RNA of Meleagris gallopavo (turkey), 3367 nucleotides long. The record is from RefSeq and is a predicted model, not a curated record. Lineage: Eukaryota; Metazoa; Chordata; Aves; Galliformes; Phasianidae.